This is a messenger RNA of Lotus japonicus, 3330 nucleotides long. RefSeq lists its product as uncharacterized. The record is from RefSeq and is a predicted model, not a curated record. The coding region runs from base 1104 to 2948 and encodes 614 amino acids. NCBI's taxonomy places the organism in Eukaryota, Viridiplantae, Streptophyta, Magnoliopsida, Fabales, Fabaceae. The transcript has 5 exons.
GUUCAUACGUUUCAUCCAUCCUGAGUAUCCCAAAACCAACAGAAAAAUUAUACCUCCUCUCUCUCACACACCACAUCGCACUCCUCACCCGCCCCCUUCUUCACAAACAACAAAAACAAAACCCUAUUUUUCUAUUCAUUCAUUCCCUCACUCUUUCUCUCUUCUUCAUCAUAAUCACAAACCAACCCCAUUCAUAAUCAUCACUCUUCUUCUUCCUCUUCUCACUCUGAAAGAAACGCACGCACACAUUUUCUGUUCUUAAUUCAUUCACAAUACCAAUACCUACAACACAACCUGUGGCGGUUAUCGAAACGGUUGCGUUUCCCCAUCAAACACCGCCCUUUAACUCUUACUCUAUUAGGGUUAUUAUUCUCUUUCCUUUCUCACUUAAUUUCCCUUUCGUUUUCCAAUUUCCCUAAUUCUUCCUUUCUCUAUAACCCUAGCUUCUUCCUCUUCAACCUGUGUGUGUGUCUUCUAGGGUUUCCGCUUUCCUCAACGCCGCUCCUCACUCUCCCUUUGUGUGUUCAAACUGUUUCGAUACGACUCUUCUACCAUUGUUUCCGUUUUUCUGUUUGUUUUUCAUUUCUGUGCGGUGAUCGAUUUUGUUGUUUUUCGAUGUUUUUGCAUCAAUGAUGGUGUCUCUUUGAGUUUUCUAGUGUCUCGUGCGAGUCCAUCUUUUUGUUUGAAGAUGGAGGCGUAGUGAAGCUUUCUCAUUUCACCGCAUUGUCUUGGGUUUCACGUCAAGGGGUUCGUUGAAGGGCCCAUUUCAGUUCAGCAUUGUUGGAACCGGUGCGGCUUUGAAUCUGGGUCUGAUUUUUUAGUGAGAUAGGGGAUUGUAGCAACUGUGAGGAUACUGAUUUGUGGAUUAACCUGAUUUCUGGGUGGAAUAUUUCCCGUUUGCAUCGGGGAAAGUUUUGUGUUUGGGGAGGUUAAUCUUGAUUAGUUUCAGUGUAUGUAGAGCGAAGAAAGAUGGAGGGUGUGAAAUAGAGUCAGUGGUAUUGUGUGUACAGGUGUUAGAGUGGUGUUCUAGGGAUACGGUUGGUGGAGAAGGUGCAUGUGCUUUUUUUUGUAUUCAGUAAUUCUUAUCAUGUUCAGUGUUCGUUAUGGAAAAAAGUGAGCCUGCAUUAGUUCCGCAAUGGUUGAGAAGUGCUGGAAGUGUUGCUGGGGCUGCCAGUUCAGCCCACCAUUUUGCAACUCCAUCUACUCACACAGAUGCUCCUUAUGUAGCCCGCCAGACAAGGAAUAGAUCUUCUAAGACCUCUAAUGAUUAUGAUAGCCCUCGUUCUGUGUUUCUUGAACGUACAUUUUCAUCAACUUCUCGGAGGAGUUCCACCAACGGCUCUGCCAAGCAUGCCUAUAGUAGUUUCAAUAGAAGUCAUCGUGAUAGGGACCGUGAUAGAGAGAAAGAUAGAUCCAAUUAUGUAGACCACUGGGAUCGUGACUGUUCUGAACCAUUUGCUGAUCUCUUUUCUGGAAGGAUAGAGAGGGAUACUCUUCGGCGAUCUCAUUCAAUGGUAUCCAGGAGACAAAAUGAGAUUUUGACCCCCAGAGUUGCAGUAGAUACUAAAUCCGGUGGCAACGGCAAUCAGAACAAUGGCAAUGAUCUACAUUCUCGGGGUAGUAUUGGUAGUAGCAUCCAGAAAGCUGUUUUUGAUAAGGAUUUUCCAUCACUUGGAGCUGAAGAGAGGCAGGGUAUAACUGAAAUUGGGAGAGUUACAUCUCCUGGUUUGGGUGCUACUGCUAGUCAAACUCUUCCUGUUAGCAGUUCAGCUUUGAUUGGUGGGGAGGGAUGGACAUCUGCACUAGCUGAGGUACCUCCUAUAAUUGGAAACAAUACUACUGGAUCUCUAAAUUUGCAACAAACUGCUAGUCCAACUUCUGGGUCUGUACUUUCAAGCACAUCAGCUGGUCUUAACAUGGCUGAAGCUUUAGUACAGACUCCAUCUCGAGCACGCUCUACUCCUGAGGUGUCGGUCCAAACCCAAAGGCUUGAGGAAAUGGCUAUCAAGCAGUCAAGACAGUUGAUUCCAGUAACGCCAUCAAUGCCUAAGGCUCUGGUUAAUAAUUCUUCUGAGAAAUCAAAGCCCAAGGCAACUGCCAGAAAUGCUGAGAUGAAUAUGGCUGCCAAGAGUGUGCUUCAGCAACCCUCUGCACUGCACAUAGCUAAUCAUUCCGUCCGUAGUGGAAAUGCCAAAGGCGAUGCUCCAAAGACAUCUGGAAAGUUCACUGAUCUUAAAUCAGUGGUUUGGGAAAAUGGUGUUUCACCUACAGCCAAAGAUGCUUUGAGUCCAACAAAUUAUUCUAACAGCAAACCUUCAAAUCAUAUUCCUGUUGCUUCAGCAGCUGCUUCUGCGCCUUUAAGGAACCCCAAUAAUCUUAAAUCCCCUACAGAGCGGAAACCAGCUUCUUUGGAUCUGAAAUUAGGUUCUUCUAUGGAUAAGAAACCUUCUAUUUCUCAAGUGCAGAGCCGGAAUGCUUUCUUCAAUCUCAUUAAAAAGAAAACUCUCAUGAACUCCUCAGUUCUUCCAGAAUCUAGCCCAGCUGUUUCAUCUCCCUUGAUGGACAAACCUGGUGAAGUAAAUAUAGAACCAGUUGCCCCCCUUGCAAAUCCUCAAGAUCUUGGAAACAGUGCUGAAGUGACUAGCAAUGGUAAUGCAUGUUUAGAGGUUCACACACUUCCUGAUAAUGAGAAUGAUACAAUUCCUGAUGAGGAAGAGGCUGCAUUCCUUCGUUCUCUUGGCUGGGAGGAGGAUUCUGGUGAGGAUGGCGGCCUUACAGAAGAGGAGAUAAAUGCCUUCUAUCAGGAGUGCAUGAAGCUGGGCACAACUACAUUAAAGCUAUGUCAGGGAAUGCAGCCAAAGUUGUCCACAUUUUUUGAAUCUUAUGCCACUAACUUGCAUGGAGCUCCUGCUGAAACGAGUUCUUCUGACUCCGGAUCUGAAGCGUGAUUUUCAGUUGUAUCAUCGAUAGAUCCAAGUUACAUAUUUUUUUUAUGGCAGAUGGCUAGUAACAUUUUCCCCUUGUUUUUAAAGAAGGCUGGUGAUUUUGGAGUGAAAGAGGGUGGGUUUCUAUUGGAACCCUGCAUUUGCAAAUAUUGCAAUAAGUUACAGGUGCCUACUUAGCAAGGGUUUUUUUUUUGUUUGGGGGUAAAAUCUAUAGGUUGGUUGGAUAGAGCUAAGGUGUAGGGGCUAUUUUGUCUGCAGAAAUGGCAUCUUUUGGGGGUAUUUUGAUACAUUUUUCUUUCAAGAGGGUUUGAUUCUAAAUGAUAAAGUUUAUGGUUUUUUUUGUCAAUUUUACAUAAAAAAAGGGAAAUUAGAAGUUUAUUUCUAA